Messenger RNA from Myotis brandtii (Brandt's bat), 859 nucleotides. RefSeq names its product TSR3, 20S rRNA accumulation, homolog (S. cerevisiae) (gene TSR3). The record is from RefSeq and is a predicted model, not a curated record. Gene Ontology annotation, molecular function: rRNA small subunit aminocarboxypropyltransferase activity. Lineage: Eukaryota; Metazoa; Chordata; Mammalia; Chiroptera; Vespertilionidae. Gene Ontology annotation, biological process: maturation of SSU-rRNA.
CACAGGUUCGGCGGCCUCGUGCUCAGCCCCAUGGGCUCCCAGUACGUGUCCCCCGCUGACAGACAGCUGGUGGCACAGUCGGGCGUGGCUGUCAUCGACUGCUCCUGGGCCAGACUGGAGGAGACGCCCUUUGGGAAGAUGCGGGGCAGUCACUUUCGGCUGCUGCCUCACCUGGUGGCUGCCAACCCUGUGAACUAUGGCCGGCCCUGCAAACUGUCCUGUGUGGAGGCUUUUGCGGCUACCUUCUGCAUCCUGGGCUUUUCAGACCUUGCUGUCAUUUUGCUGCGGAAGUUCAAGUGGGGCAAGGCCUUCCUAGACCUGAACCGUCAGCUCUUGGACAAGUAUGCAGCCUGCUGUGGCCCAGAGGAGGUGCUGCAGGCAGAGCAGGAGUUCCUGGCCCAUGCUAAGGAGCGCCCUGAGGAGGAGAUCGAUCCCUUUGAUGUGGAAUCAGGUCGAGAGUUUGCAAAUCCCAACAGGCCCGUGGCUGGCACCCGGUUGCCCAGGGACAGUGAUGACAGUGACAGUGAGGAGGAGUCGAGGCACUUGGGCAGCAGCAGCAGCCCAGAAGAGGAGGAGACGCGGGAGCAGGGGUCAGAGGCCAGGGCCCCUGCCGAGGUUUGGAAAGGAAUCAAGAAACGGCAGAGAGACUGAAGGUUCCAGAUGUGUAUUUUUCAAGGCAGAGUGAUGAGGAAACCUAGCGACAGCAGCAGAACUGGUGGGAACGACGACAGGCCUGGCAGUCCUGGCUCAUCGCAUCUACGAGCAGCACUGGGCUCUGUCAGGUUCUCUCCCAAAGCUUCUAUCAUAGCCUUGCUCUGGGUCCUGCCUCAGAGUCCCUAAUGAAGCUGCAGGGACACUU